Messenger RNA from Centruroides sculpturatus (bark scorpion), 1153 nucleotides. RefSeq lists its product as uncharacterized. NCBI's taxonomy places the organism in Eukaryota, Metazoa, Arthropoda, Arachnida, Scorpiones, Buthidae. Bases 130 to 882 code for a protein of 250 amino acids. The transcript has 3 exons. The record is from RefSeq and is a predicted model, not a curated record.
AUUUAGCAUUAUGUAACAAUUCAAUUAAUGUGUAACAACUUAAUAUUAUUAAAAUUAAUUCUCUUCUGAUCUCGAAAGUAAAAUUAACAUUUUUGCGGAAUAAGAACAGCAAAAUGUUUUGAAAUUAUCAUGAAUAAUUUCAUAAAAUCUGAAGAGAAAAAUACUAAUAAUAUUAAAGAAAAUUACGAAGAUUAUUUUUUAAUUCCCAUUUCAAGAAUUCUCCAUCCAACUGAACGAAUUGCAGAAUUAGCUUGUCCAAAAUUUCCUUAUUUUGUUUUAUAUGGAUCAGAUCAAUUAGACUUUAUAAAAAGAGCUAAAAAUGUAUUAUAUAUUGAGCCAACUGUAUUAGAAAAGUGUUUAGAAUAUCCCAUACAGCAAUCAUUUAUAACAGAAGGAUCCACAACAACUUCUGUAAAACAUAUAUCUAAAAUUCCUACUACACAAAUAAAACCGAAAUUAAUUGUCUUUCCCGUUCCAAAAAGAGUUGUAUCAAAAUCGAUAUGCAGCGAACGAUUGUCGCAACUUGCAAAACCGCGAACAAAUUGGUCUUAUAAAUUAAAAGAAGAAAUGAAUCAGUCUAAAAGAAAAAUUACCCAACGUAUUAAUAAAAUUCCAAAAAAUUUGUCUGAAAAAGAAAAAAUUAAGAAAUUAUUUAAUCCUUCUCCUGUUUGCGAAUUUCCAAAGGUUGAGAACGACACAAAUAAAGGAACAGUGCAAAGAGAAAUCGUUUUCAAAUACUAUGAAAAAGAUAAAAUGAAAAUAAAGGAGAAUUCAUAUUUACAUAAAGUCGAAUCGAAUAAACUGAAUAGUUUACCUCCAUUAAAAAGGGAAAAUAAGGUUUUCAAGCACAAAAAGCAUCAUCUUAAAAAAUCGCAAAAUUAAAAAAUGUACAGAUCAAAAUUUGCUGGAAGAAAAAAAAAAUUAUUUAGAAAGUAUGAAAGAUACAAAAGAAAAAGAAAUCAGAAGCUAAAAGAAAUUUUGAAUAAAAUAUAUCUAGAAAAACAUCAAAAGUGAUUUAAUUGAAAUACAGUAUUACCAGAGACAUAAGAAGUAUAAGAGAUAUAUUUCUAAAAAAGCAUAAUUUUAUCUCAAGAUAACUUAAAAUGGUGUUCAAAUUACCGGGAAGUAAAAAUAAAUCGAGUUCAAAUUAUUA